Molecule: messenger RNA, 375 nt
Organism: Phanerochaete carnosa HHB-10118-sp
Lineage: Eukaryota; Fungi; Basidiomycota; Agaricomycetes; Polyporales; Phanerochaetaceae
Exons: 1
Coding region: 1-375 (124 amino acids)
Source: RefSeq, a predicted model, not a curated record
AUGCUUCUCGCGGGAGAGCCGCACUUGCAAGCCCUGAACGUUAAAUUGCAUAUGAUCUACGGCCUUCUCUACGAUCAUUUGAAACCCUACGAAUUUAAUAUGCUCAGCACCGCAGUUGUGGGCCUGCACCCCGCUCUAGGGAUACCCCUCUUUGCGCUCCUCCUCACACGCAUACCCCGCUCGCUUUUCGUCUACGCGCUCGCAGCACAAUUCAGCCAUUACGACCUCGCCGCGUGCGCGCCCAUGUUUCUGCUUAGUACAGGACCGUCGUCGAUACUCGAGGAGUGUGCUCAGCGCACGUGCGCCGUGUACCUGAACAGGCUACUCGGGCUCCAGACGCGUCGCGUGGAGGUCAUAAAAGAGAACCUGCGCUAG